CUUAUAGUAGUCAAACUUCCCCAACUCUGUAAGCUCUCUCUCUCGCUCUCUCUCUCUCUCUCAUGGCGGCUCUGAGAAGAAUCCCUAAGGUCAUUUUGGGCCAAGUCUCACAUUCGCAAUCAAACCCUAGUUCUCUUCUACCUCCUCUCUCGCUCUUCAUUUCUCGCAGAGGCAUAGCUUCCAAGCUUUUCGUCGGAGGACUAUCAUUUUACACUACAGAUAAGGGAUUAUUAGAAGCAUUUUCCCAAUAUGGCCAAGUUAUUGAAGCUAAAAUUGUAAUGGAUAGAGUAUCAGACAGAUCAAAAGGCUUUGGUUUUGUGACCUUCGCAUUGCAAGAUGAAGCUGAGAAAGCCAAAGAAGAAAUGGAUGGAAAGACACUGAAUGGACGUGUUGUUUUUGUGGACUAUGCCAAGCCUCAAACAAAUUUUGGUGGUGGGGUGCCAAUAGCAAGAGGGCCUCCGGAGCCAACCACUGACCAAUGAUUGAUUACUUAUGCGAACUUAUAUCAGAAGCAUCACCAGCACCAGAAGCAAGAGCCAAUGCACUCUUACCUGAGAAACCUACGGUAACUAUAUUGAGCUGUUUGACAUUUGGCUACUGCUCACAUUUCUAUAUCCCGUUUUUGUUUUUUUGGUCAUAAUAUUUAUCUAAGAGAAAUAAACUUUGAAUUUACUGGAUACAAGAAUGUGCCUGUAAAGUUAAAACUGAAAUAUAAGCUAUGACUGAGACUGAGUUUGUCAUCUUGAGGUCUACGUUUUUUUCUUUUCUUUUUUAUUUUUAUUUUAUACUCUGGAUGGAAUCUAGUUUUUGUCAGUUUAUUCUCUA
This is a messenger RNA of Camellia sinensis, 825 nucleotides long. Its product is annotated as RNA binding (RRM/RBD/RNP motifs) family protein. Lineage: Eukaryota; Viridiplantae; Streptophyta; Magnoliopsida; Ericales; Theaceae. The record is from RefSeq and is a predicted model, not a curated record. Gene Ontology annotation, molecular function: RNA binding.